ACGAAGAUGAAUUUCAACAUUUUUAGUGCUUUCUGUUUAAUACUGGUGGUAGCAAAUGUACAUUCGUCAUCUCACUUAAAAGACGGCGUUAGAAACAUAGUCGUUCAGCUCCUAGAAGAAGCUUUUAAUGAGCUGGAUCUCUUCUUCCAGGAAGCCGACGAAUACAUCGCGAAAAUCGAAAAUCAGGAACCCGAAAUCGAGGAGAAUAUUAUUAAUUACGUUAUCAGCGAAGGAAAGCUUUUCAAUUCGUAUUUUGUCGACCUAAUCAAAAGUUUCGAAGCCAACGCCACGGCCGACGGCAAAAUUGUUCUUCAGUGUAUCGUUAAUGAAAAAGAUCAAUUCGAAUCUGCUUUCUCCGAUGCAUCGCAGGAAAUAGGAAAGUGCAUCGCUGCGGAAUUUUCCAAAGUAACCAGUCAAAUUAGAGCUGUCCUUAAAGAGUUUUCCGGCUUCAAAGAUGGAUUUCGUGCAGACGUGGAUAGUUUAGAAAAAUGUUCGGGAGAAGAUGUCUUUUGUUUAAUUCGAUUUGGAGCUUCUGUAUUAGACACGGUCCGUAAUAUAUCUCCAGCUAUUCAUAAUGAUAUAGAAAAUCUUUUCGAUUUGUUCAUCGUUAUUAGUGAAGAUGUUAGAAAAUGCGCUGGAAACGCCUUCUUUGGUAUAAGAGAUAAUACGCAAGAAAUCUUCAAUGAGACAGUAGUUUGUUUUAGACAGUAAAAUAUUUCUCAUUAA
This is a messenger RNA of Sitophilus oryzae (rice weevil), 726 nucleotides long. RefSeq lists its product as uncharacterized. NCBI's taxonomy places the organism in Eukaryota, Metazoa, Arthropoda, Insecta, Coleoptera, Curculionidae. The transcript is spliced from 2 exons. The coding region runs from base 7 to 711 and encodes 234 amino acids. The record is from RefSeq and is a predicted model, not a curated record.